AUGUCGGGCUUCCCAUUCGGAUCCUCCUCCUCCGCUUCUUCUCAGUUUACGCCUUUACCAUCGACCAAACCUCCUGUCAUUUCCCCCGCCACGUCAACCGGGUUCUCAUGGUCCUCCGCCCCAGCUUUCGGGUCCUCUAGCCCUAGCUCCGCCGCGGCCCAUUCUUUCGGAUUCAGGUCCUCAGCAGCGUCCUCCGCUCCAUCAUCUUGGUUUUGCUCCUCGGAUUCAACUGUAUCGGCAUCCAGUUCACCCCUGAUUGGCUCCGCUUCCGCUUCUGCUUCAUCUCUGUUUAGCUCAUCUUCCUUCACACACAGCGCACCCUAUUCCCUGUUUGGCUCAUCUUCCACAGUUUCUUCAACACCCUUGUUCAGCUCUGCUUCAUCGUCUUCAGCUUCAACCACACCCUCAUUCCCAAGCUUCUUGAGUUCCUCUUCAGGCUUCUCGUUCCCAACAGCCUCACCUCUUUCCAAGCCACCAACAACCUCCACACCCACCACUGUUACUCCAUCAGCAACGGCUUCAACCGCUCCAAGCUUCUCGUUCGCACUACCCACUUCCUCUACUUCACAACGGUCUUUCGGAUUCUCCAAUGCCGCCUUAUCAGCUGCCCCCAUUUCUACCGCAAAGCCCACCUCGCAGUCCUUCUCAACUCCUUCUGCCCUGUUGUUUUCGACAGUCACUACCACAAGCGCUUCUUCGACUCCAGCUGCUAGCACUACAACCCAAGCCUCUUUCUCUAUGCCGAGUUUCGGUUUGACUCCUUCUACUUCUGCAGUUUCGAGUACAGUUGCAACCGCUUCAAUAGCGGCACCUGCCAGCUCAGCUGCGCCUUCCAGCAGAGCAGGUUUGUUUACAGGGUUUGGAGUGUCCUCCGCAGCUGCCUCUUUAGGGACUACUACUGCUGCUGCUUCUUAUACUGGAUUUUCCUCGCUGACUCAAGGGUCGACGCCUGCUUCCUCAUCACAAGCGCAACCUAGCACCACUUUGUCUGCUUUUGGUAUGCCUCUUACUACUUCUGCAGUUUCAAGUAAUGUUGCUAAGCCUUCAAUGGCAGCGCCUGCCAGCUCAGCUGCUCCGUCCAGCACAUGGGGGUUUGGAGUGUCCUCCGCAGCUGCUUCUGUAGGGAAUACUGCUGCUGCUGCUUCUUCUUCUUAUACUGGCUUUUCCUCGCUGACAAAAGGGUCUUCGCCUGCUUCCUCAUCACAAGCGCAACCAAGCACCACUGUGCCUGCCUUUGGUGUUACUACUUCAGCACCUGUAGCUGCAAUGACAACAACUCAGACAUCAACGUCACUUGUUGAGGCUUCAACUAGUGGGACAAGUUCAACUGUCAGCACUACAAUAUCUACUGCACCAAAAUUACCUUCUAAGACUCUGGAGGAGGCUCCCCUUACGUCUUUCAAGCUUGCCGCUGAGGUCCAGACUUCUACUCCCAUCUCUCCAGUACAACCCUCAAGUCUGGAUUUCGAUGCUCUAGAUCUGGAAACUCAAUUGGCAUUAAUAUGUGGAGGCUCUUCUGGUUCUGGCCUUGCUCCCAGCGUCAAGGCUGAACAAGCCAUUUGUAGGAUCAAGCUCUGGCAAGCCAAGGAUUUUGCUGUGGAAGAGGGCCAUCAAUCUGUGGGUGAACUCAUCAAUAAUUUACAAAUUUUGGCUGAAGAGAAUCUCAUCUCCAAGUCUAUUUUCAGUUCUGGAGUCACUUCAGCUCAAGAGUUUCAACAAGCUGCAGACUUGUGGGGAACAAUUCACACUUCCUUCGAGCAAGCUAUCACCUCUAGAAAUGUCUAUCAAAGAUCUGCUGAAAAUUUAGAGAAAGAUAGAUCUCAAUGCUUUGCUCAGGACUUCGAAUGCUGUAUCUCAAAAAUGAAGCUCUAG
Messenger RNA from Prunus armeniaca (apricot), 1872 nucleotides. NCBI's taxonomy places the organism in Eukaryota, Viridiplantae, Streptophyta, Magnoliopsida, Rosales, Rosaceae. The record is from the annotation of a GenBank genome assembly.